UCCUUAAAAUAGGAAAAAAAAAAUAUUCGGUGAAAAUUUCGAGUGAAAAAUUUUGCGAUUUUUUUUUUAAUUUUUCAAAAUAGUCGAAUUUUGUAUAAAAUAAAUAUUAUAAAAAGUGAAUGUGUUUUCAAAAAAGGAUACAAUAUCCUUGUGUGACUACUAUGACAAUUAAAUAGGCAUUUUUGUGAGGAGACUUUGUUGGGAUACUUACCUACAUUUGCCAGGAUUUCAAGAAAAGGAAUGCCCCUUGAGUACAAAAGAGUACAAUUCAUCAAUAAAAAUAGUUUAGAUAAAUAAAAUAUGGGGCUACAGAAACACUACCUGAGAUAUGGACGAAGUGCGAGGGACCAUAUAUUCGGGCUGGGUGGAGGUGGAAGUAGCGGAGGAGGAACUGCACACAUGAGAAGCAGACCAACGCCCCUGUCGAUGCUUAUAUCACAAGGAGCCAAAAUCAAUAACAAUAGACUUGCUGUGAUAAUUAUUGGAAUAGUUACAUUAAUAUUAGGUAUAGUGUUAUCAACAAUACCAUGGUUAGAUUAUUUUAUAUUAAAGAAUUUACGAUUAUGGAAUGAUACAUUAAGUUUUCAUUACUGGCAAAGGCCAGGUGUAGUUCGAUUAACAAGAGUUUACAUAUAUAAUGUAACCAAUCCGAAUGGUUUCUUAAAUGGUGAGAAACCAAGACUUCAAGAAGUCGGACCAUUUGUUUACAGGGAAGACAUGGAAAAGGUAAAUGUCAACUUUUAUGACAAUUUUACAGUGUCAUAUCAGCAUAAGAAAAUUUUACAAUUUGUUCCUGAACUGAGUAUUGAUAAAAAUACAAAAAUUAUUACACCAAACAUUCCUUUAUUGACGCUUACAAGUUUGAGUCCAAAAUUAGGAUAUUUUCUAUCAAAAACAAUUUCAAUGGUACUUACAGCUGCUAAGUUUGAGCCAUUUAUAAGUGUGACAGCUGAUCAAUUAGUAUUUGGAUAUGAUGAUGCAUUGGUUAGUUUAGCGCAUAGAUUUUAUCCGAGACACAUGCGUCCAAUGGCAAGAAUGGGACUUCUCAUUGGACGCAAUGGUACACUUGAAGAAAUCUCAACAAUCAAAACUGGCCACACUGGAAUGGAUGAAUUCGGUUAUAUUUCUCGUCUAAAUGGACUUGAUCAUUUGCCAACAUGGCGUGAAAAACCAUGCGUUAGCAUAACAGGAUCAGAGGGAUCAUUUUUCCCCCCUCGAGAUAUCACCAAAGCUGAUACCGUCUACAUUUAUGAUAAGGAUUUGUGCAGAGUGAUUCCUUUGCAAUAUAGUGAAGGUGUUGAAAAAGAUGGAAUUGAUGCCGAUUUAUAUCGAUUACCAGAAAAUGCCUAUGGAGAUUCUGUAAAAAAUCCUGAAAAUAUAUGCUUCGAUGCUGAUGAUUAUGAACCAGAAAAAGGAUUGCAAAACAUAAGUCCAUGUCAAUAUGGAGCUCCGGUUUAUAUAUCAAAUCCACAUUUCUAUCAAUCGCAUCCGGAUUUUCUGGAAUCGGUAGAGGGAUUGCAACCAAAUCAAACUGAACAUGAAACGUAUUUUAAAAUUCAACCAAAACUCGGUGUUCCACUUGAAGGUAAAGUACGAAUUCAGUUAAAUUUGAAGGUAACGCAAGCUAAAAAUAUUUACCCUGUGCGAAAUUUCCGUGAUUUUAUGUUUCCUGUCAUGUGGUUGGAAGAGGGAAUCUCCGAAUUAACCCCCUCAAUUCGCCGUUGGAUUUAUUUGGCAACAGUGUUUGCACCAUUUAUGAUUCCACUAGCAGCCUACUUUAUGAUUAUCUCAGGAUCAUUAGCCAUUGUAUUCAUAUUCGUUCGUGCCUAUCAGAAUUUCGUAUUUGCCCGUGAUCCAACAUUGGAAAUACUCGAAAUGGGUCGUCGUUCUAUACGACGUGGCAGCAGUUUCAUAUCGACACAUCAGCACAAAAUAAUGCAAGCGCAUCAUCAACGUGAUCAUUAUUCAUUAUUAAAACAAUCACCAAGUGUGGUUGAAGAAGAAAAAAAUCAAUUAGCGUCAUAAUGAUGUUUUUUUUUAUUAUAAUUUUUUUUAAAAUAAUUUUAAAUAGAUUAAUUAAUUUAAGCUAAAAAAUAAAAAAUGUAUACCAAUAGCAGUAAAAAAAAAAAAAAAACAACAAACAAACAAAUAAAAAAAUGUGAUUUAGGCAAUGAUAAUUUAUCUUAAAAACAAAUUCUCACCAUCAACUUUAUUUAGAUAGGUAUAAACAAUAAAUUUUAAACAAAAUAAAGAAAAAUUUAAUUAUUUUUUUUCUUAAACUUAAGCCAAAUGGAGAACAAAAACAAAAUAUUUUUUUUUAAGAUUUUAUAAUUCAUCCAUCAUUACACAAAAUACACACAAUCUAUCAUGGCGCUAUUAUUAUUUUUUUCCAUUCAACAAAAUUUAUUUUAAAAAAUUUUUAUUUCAUUUCAUUAGUUCGUUAUAAAUUGUAUUAUAUUUAACUCAUAUAAUAUGUUAUUAUUUUUUAAAUAUUUAAUUAUUCACUAGUCAUCAAUGUUAGAGGACACCCCAUUAGUAAAAACAAACAUGCAUUGCAUUUUU
Molecule: messenger RNA, 2562 nt
Organism: Episyrphus balteatus (marmalade hoverfly)
Lineage: Eukaryota; Metazoa; Arthropoda; Insecta; Diptera; Syrphidae
Gene: dsb
Product: lysosome membrane protein 2
Exons: 10
Coding region: 301-2025 (574 amino acids)
Cellular component (GO): membrane; cytoplasm
Molecular function (GO): scavenger receptor activity
Source: RefSeq, a predicted model, not a curated record